AUGCAACCUAUGAUACUCGAGAACUCAUAUCUGACAACAGUAACUGGCAAUAUGAGACGAAGCUUUUGGGUUUGUCCAACAUUGCACUGUCAUGGGACGGUUCUGGCUGCUGACUUUCGACUGCUCAUUGGUCCAACUAAUAUGGAUGGAUUUAAUCGAACAGUUCAAAGUCAAGUCCGUAUAAGUUUUUUACUGAAAAGGAAGAAGAUUAGAGCUGUGUAUAAAAUGGGUGGAAGCAACAAUGCCAAUAUUAACGAUACACAAUCGUUUCAACCAAUGUCUCCCUGUCCAGUGAUUGAGAAGUCCGAUGCGGCUCACGUAGCCUGGUCAAACUAUAUACAGGCUUCGGUUAUCGAAAUGUCAAGUGUACAGUCGUAG
Messenger RNA from Echinostoma caproni, 378 nucleotides. The record is from the annotation of a GenBank genome assembly. NCBI's taxonomy places the organism in Eukaryota, Metazoa, Platyhelminthes, Trematoda, Plagiorchiida, Echinostomatidae.